UCCACUUUAUAUUCUGGGCCACAUACCAACAUCUCGUACCCGUGUUUUCUUUUAAACGAUAAAAAGAAUAAAAGAUGACUUCAUCUAGAGUAUCGUAUGUAGGCCAACAUGAAGAUUCAGUCAGAGUUGGACCUCCAAGUUCAGAAUCAGCAUCAACAAGAUUCUACAGUAGACCAACAGAAAGUUCUCCUCAAAAUUAUGGCAUUGACAUGGAAACAAGAACUCUCUCAGAAUCAGUUAACUCAUCAACCCAAAAACAACCUCCCAAGAUUAAUUUGCCAAAAGGAAUAAAUAAUAUUUUGACGUCAAAGUCGUCUCGUUUAAUUGACACCACUGACUCACCUCGUGGUGGUCAAGACGUCACAACUGAUGAGAACCUUCUGACAGAAGAACCAAAUGGAAAUGGACGUGACGCUUGGGGAAGUAAAUGGGAAUUUAUUCUUGCCUCUAUUGGUCUGGCUGUUGGUUUAGGAAAUAUUUGGAGGUUUCCUUAUCUAUGCCAAAAAAAUGGAGGAGGAGUAUUUCUGAUUCCAUACCUUAUUUUUAUGGUGAUCGAGGGCAUUCCUAUAAUGCUGUUGGAGUUUGCAAUUGGUCAAAAAUUUCGUACAUCUGCUGUAAAUAUUUGGAAAAAAAUACAUCCUUCUUUAUAUGGAGUUGGCCUGGCAUCAAUAGCAAUAUCACUUUUGCUCUGUGUUUAUUACAUCAUUGUUAUUACUUGGUGCAUCUACUAUUUCUUCAUUUCUUUUCGAAAAGACUUACCGUGGAAACGGGAAGAGCUAUGUGACUCUGAAAAGUAUCAAAAAUAUUUGGAUUUAAAAAAAGUAGAAGAUUUCUGGCGUAAGAAUAAUUCAUUUUAUUUACAAUCCUCUAUCGAAAACAAUACACUGUACAAAGAUGUCGCUCUUUAUUCAAAAAUGAUGUACGAUCAAAGUAAAGAUAAUGUUACCAAAAUCACAGAGUGCUGUUUCCUAGAUCCUCCACAAUGGUAUUUUUAUAAAGAGGUUUUAGAUGUUUCAGUUGAUAUCAACGAUUACAGCAAAGGUGUCAACUUAAAACUAUUUGGAUGUUUAGCAGGUGCAUGGAUCAUUGUUUAUCUAUGUGUCGUAAAAGGGAUCAAGACAAGUGGAAAGGUGGUUUAUUUCACAGCAAUCUUUCCCUACAUCAUUCUUCUUGUUUUGUUUUUCCGAGGAGUGACGUUGGAAGGAGCAGGAACUGGACUCAAGGCGUUCUUUUCCCCUGAGGACACGUGGGAUCGAUUGAAAGAUGUACAAGUGUGGAGAGAUGCAGCAACGCAAAUGUUCUUCACUUUAAGUUUAGCAUUUGGUGCACUGAUUGCGUUCGCAAGUUACAUGCCUUACAAUAACCAGUGUAUGAAUGAUGCUUAUAUUGUUGUAUUUGUCAACUGUGGUACAUCACUGUUUGCUGGGAUUGUUGUGUACUCUAUCUUAGGAUAUCGUCAAGUAAAGACUGGUGUACAUGUUAAUGAAGUUAGUAGUGGACCGGGGCUCGCUUUCAUGGCUUUCUCUGAUGCUCUCUUACAGUUGGAUGUAUCUCCACUCUGGGCUGUUCUGUUUUUCUUUAUGUUGAUAUUGUUAGGCAUUGAUAGUGAAUUUGGAACACUUGAAGCUACAAUCACACCAUUGAUGGAGAUUGGAUUGCUUCCCAAAAAAUGGUGGAAAGAGCUGAAUACAGCUAUUGUAGUCAUUAUUUUGUUCGUAAUUGGAAUCGCCUUUGUGGCUGGCAAUGGUUAUUACGUUUUUCAAAUAUUUGAUGGCUACGCAGCAUCUUUCCCGUUACUCAUUAUUGCCUUUUUUCAAUGUAUUGGAGUUUCAUGGAUAUAUGGAAACAAUAAAUUUGCUGAAGACAUUAAAGAUAUGACUGGUAAACGGCCAUGGAUUGGAUGGAUGAUUUGCUGGAAAUAUAUAUCACCGUUGGCAUUAUUAAUUGUAACAUUUGCAAGUAUCUAUGACCUCUGCAAGAGUAGUGCAGUAUAUGAAAUAUUUGUUGGCUGUAUUGAGAAACCAGUAAGCUCAAAGUAUAGUGGCACUAAGGAAUGGACAGCCAGUGAAACCUAUCCUGCCUGGGGCCAAUUUCUUGUUGCCCUGGUUAUUCUCAUUCCAACUUUGUUAAUCAUUAUUUUUAUUAUAUGGAAAUGGCCUAAAGACUGGAAAGAUAAAUUUUACAUGACUUUUUGCACUGGAAUGAACAAUUACAGUCCAAAUCCAAAGUUUGUAUAGUCGUAGAGGAUUGCAACAACGCAAAAAGUCAUGCGUUUUUUUUAUUUUGAAUUGCUUAAGCUUAGGAAUUUAAUUUAAACGGAUUUUACGUUUUUCAAAUAUUUGAUGACAACUGUACCACCAUUUCCUCUUCUCGUUAUCGCUUUAUUUGAAUACAAUGCCGUCUCUAGGGUAUAAGGCAAUAAUAGCAAGUUGAAAUUUGUAAUGAUUAAUGAAAUACGUGAAAGACUCUGGUA
Xenia sp. Carnegie-2017 is the source of this 2473-nucleotide messenger RNA. RefSeq names its product sodium- and chloride-dependent GABA transporter 1-like. Lineage: Eukaryota; Metazoa; Cnidaria; Anthozoa; Malacalcyonacea; Xeniidae. The transcript has 12 exons. Bases 75 to 2237 code for a protein of 720 amino acids. Gene Ontology annotation, cellular component: membrane. Gene Ontology annotation, biological process: sodium ion transmembrane transport. The record is from RefSeq and is a predicted model, not a curated record.